AUACAGGUAUUUAACUUAAAUGUAGGAGUAUCAUUUAUUAGCAUAAUCCAAUGUUAAUGUAGUGAAUACAUCAGAGUUGUUACUGUGGUGCUUGGAGUAACUCAACACAUCAACCUGGAAAGAUGUCAACCAAGUUCACAAAGGGAACUCUUGUGUGGGUGAAGCACCCAGUGGAAGCAUGGAAACCCGCAACUGUUGGGGAGGUUUUAUCGAAAGGAAAAAUCAAAAUUUUUUAUUCAGAUGGGAGUGAAGAGAUUAUUAAGUCAUCGUCUGGCAACCCCUUGCUUCGAAUGAUUCACUGUGAAGGAGACAUAGAAGUGCAGAGAGUGGGAGAGAAUGAAGAUUAUCUAUUCUCCGAUGAUUUGACAAAGAUGUCACAACUUAUUACACCAGCAGUUCUCCAUUCUCUACACAAAUCAUACAAAGGAGGCAGAUAUUACAGCAAACUUGGAUCUGGGACUGUUCUUGCACUUAAUCCUUUCAAAGAUGUUCCAGGACUUUUUACUUUGAAGACAAUCCAAUCCUACCACUCUGUAUCAUUAUCCGAACUCCAACAUCUGCCAGCCCAUGUCUAUGCAGCAGCACAAAGUGCCCUUGUCUCUCUCCGAGCUUCCGUAGGAAAAGUCAACCAAUCGAUUAUUGUGAGUGGAGAGAGUGGUGCAGGAAAGACUUGGACAGUUAGAUGCUUGAUGAGAUAUCUUGCCGAAGUUGGUAUCGAAUAUAAACGUCGAUUAUCGAGCAACGACAUGAGUUCGACACCUUUGAAAGGAUUUCACGUCACCCCUAUUCGAGCGUCGAUGAAAACCACUAUUUAUGAAGUCAGCCAUGGCCACGGAAAACAUUCAGUGACUCAUAGCUCCCCUAGUGGUGAUCCAAAACUACCGAACGGUUAUUUGAAUGAUAAAGAAAAGGAGAAGGUUAUCUUGACAACUAAUAACGAUUCUAUAGCAACCGAUAGCAUUUCCAUGACAACAGAUGAUAACAUUUCUACCGUAACUGAUAGGAAACUAUCAUCUUCUUAUGAAGAAAUAUUUGAAGAUAAUUUAAAUUUGAACGUGAAUAAUAACAACGAAAUAAAAGAUCAAAAUAUUGAUCCACAAGGUGGCGCUGGGGAUGGUUUUGCGGCCGCGAAACAGUCAAAAUUUGAUGAAAAUAAGAAUUUAGGAAAAGUUCUCGACUUUGGAACGGAAGACGAGUUGUUGAAAGAUGAGGAUGAUGAUAUCUUAGAGGAUAUGGAUGAAACUGUGGAAGACUUGAACACCAGUAUCCAGAUAGUUGAUCGGAUAGAACGAAGGAUUUUACAUUCAAAUCCGAUCCUAGAAGCAUUCGGAAACGCUCAUACAUUGAGAAAUGAAAACAGCAGCAGAUUUGGGAAGUAUAUCCAGUUGCAGUAUGAUAGAUCAGGUACAAUAGUUGGCGCUCAACUUCGAACUUAUUUGCUUGAAAAAACUCGCGCCGUCCGUCAUGAUCCUGGCGAGAGAAGUUAUCAUAUAUUCUAUCAAAUGUUUCAUGGAGCCACUGAUGAAGAAAGAGACGAAUGGAAAUUACCUGAGUGCCCUUUCCCAGAAGAUGGCAGGCCAAAGCAUGCCGAACCAUCAAGCGCAGAGUUUGAAAUGAAACAGAAAUCAGAUUUUCUUGAGACAAGAUCAUCAAUGUUGCGGAUAGGAAUAUCUACUCAAACACAAGAACUUAUUUUUAAACUUUUGUCAGCUGUUUUGCACUUGAGACAGUUGACCUUCGAAGGCUCAGAUGACCUUCAGAACCCAUGUACAUUGGAGGAAGAGAAUGAAUUAAACAAAUCAAGUCUUCAAACUGCAGCUGAGUUGUUGGGGGUUCAUGAAGAGACUAUAAUGCAGGUGAUCACAUUCAGAGAGAUAACAGCACACAGCAAUCGGCGUAAAAGUGUUUUUCAUCGCCCAUCUACAGUCGAAGAAUGUAACAGUCGUCGAGAUUCAUUAGUCAAACUCAUCUAUGAGAUUCUAUUUCACUGGAUUGUUGAGAGAGUGGGUGAUAGUGUUUGUGCCCCUGAUAGUAAAUGGUGCAACUUCAUAGGUCUUCUUGAUGUUUAUGGUUUCGAAAGUUUUGAAAACAACAGUCUGGAACAAUUAUGCAUUAAUUAUGCAAAUGAAAAAUUACAGCAACAUUUUGUUUCAAGUUUCUUGAGAGAGCAACAGGAGGAAUACACAGCUGAAGGUGUUGCAUGGACUCCUUGUGAUCUGACGGAUAACGUGGAUUGCUUACUUGCAUUGGAGUCACCAAGGAAUAGUUUGUUCUCUUUGUUGAAUGAGGAAUGCAGAUUAAACAGAGCCAGAGCUGGUGGGCAAUUGAAGAGUCGUGUUGAGUCGAUGUUUCAUAAAAACAAAUACAUCAUUCAACCAAGAAUUUCUACGCAAGCCCCAAGCUUCUCUGUUGUUCAUUAUGCUGGGCAAGUUUCAUAUAAGACUGAAGACCUAAUUGAGAAGAAUAAGGAUGAAAUUCCAAAUGAGAUUACGCAACUUCUUGCUUCCAGUGGAAACAAAUUUGUCUUCGACCUUUUCAACCAAGGUCAAACAAGAUUCGAAGAUUCUGAACAGACAGAUCAAGAAUCUUCAAAGCAAGGGAAACAUAGGCCAACUGUGUUGACUAGGUUUAAGAAAUCUCUUGACGAUUUGCUUGACACUCUCGGAUCAACGGAUUGUCAUUACAUCAGAUGUAUCAAACCAAAUGAGCAAUCUGUUCCUGAUGUGUUCGAUGCAAAAUUUGUCCUCAGUCAGCUAGAAGCAUGUGGUGUUGUUGAAACAAUAAGAGUCUGCGCUCCUGCUCAUCCCAAUAAAUUAUCCUACAAUGAAUUCCUGGGAAGAUAUGGAUUUUUAUUACGAAGAAAUGACAUGAAUGCAGAGAAUGGUACUGAGAUUGUAAAAGAGCCGUCUCAUAAGAAACGUCGACGAAGUAUGACUAACAUAGAUUUACGUCGGGAUGCUUGUGAUCGAAUAUUAAAACAAAUCAACAAAAAUGAGGAUGAAAUUGAGAAUGAGAAACCAUUGCAGUAUGGAAAAACAAUGAUAUUUUUGUCAUCAAAAUUGUUUGAAUCUCUGGAGUCUUCACGUUCAGAAGAAAUAGUCACGUGUACUGUCACAGUUCAACGAGCUUGGCGUGGAUAUGUACAUCGAAUGAAAUGCAGAGCUGAACGAAAAGCUUUGAUUGCGAAGCGAGAGAAUGCUGCAACUGUUUUACAAAGGAAUUGGACAUAUACAGUGAAUUUGAGGAAAUGCAGAGAGGAACGUAGAAAACUUAUCAUAAAAAGAUUUAACUCUGCUGUCUUGUUGCAACGAUGUUGGUUGACAUAUAGAAGAAAAACUGAAGCAAAGAAAUGGAGGAAAACUGAAAUCGGGAAGAGAGAGAAUGCUACAGUUGUUAUUCAAAAAGGUAGAACAGCAGAGAAAAAAGUGACAUUUGAGGAAGGUAGCCCAUCAGUUUUCAGAGGCUGGAGAAUCCGUUGCAAAUAUAAAGACCUUCUAGAUGCCUGGAGACAACUCAAACUCUUACCAGAGCAGGAUUAUCGGCGAAUGGUUGAAAAACGUUUGAGGAUUCUUCUCGGACCUGAGCCCUCGUUGACCCCUUCGCCAACUUACGAAGCGAUUCGAGCGAGUUUUGAAAUGCCUGUUGUUCCCCCUCAAAAUUCGAGCACACGUACACCAUCUAGUGACAGCGGAUAUUCUCAAGCGAGUUGCACAAACGGUAACGAGAGUAUGAAUGAGAAAUUAACUGUUUAUUAUGACGAAACAACGUCUAAAAAUGUCAUUGUUAAAGAAAAUGUCAUUGACGAUGACCUUGAACCCUAUGAGCAUGACCUUCACUUUCAUUUGCACCCUGCAGUGAUCACAUCGAAGUCACCAAUACAUGACCAUAAUCGUUUGAGUGGAACAAGCUCACCUAAGCAUGACCAUAAUCGUUUGGGCGUUACAAGCUCACCCAUACGCGGUCAAAUCCUACCUGGUACCUCGUAUUCACCAAUUGGUAUUCCGAAUUUAUCUCUACAUAAUGAUAGCAUGACAAGCUCACCAAUGCAUAACAGUCACAUGACAAACUCAUCCAUGCAUGACUCUGUUCACAUGACUACAUGGAAAUCAGAUAUGGAUUUACCUUUGGAAAGACUAUUGCAUUCAGGCAGUGGAAUUAGACAUGCAAAGUUGGUCCGCAGUUGCACAAGUUUGGACAAGGUCGCAGAGGUCAAAGGUGAACCUCGCAGGUCAACAUCAAUGCCAAAAAUACCGAGAGGUCCUGGUGUUAUAUACGCGUGGCACAACCGAGCUGUUAUCUCUAUGAUGACCUCUAAACGACCUAUGUCCUUGUCAUCUGACCCCAUGACCUUGAUCGAAAUGCAGUAUAAUGAAAGUUCAUCAGUUUUGACAACACCGUUUUCUAGUCUCAGAAUCCCGAAACGCAGCCAGGGGCAUCAUCGUAGAGUGAAGCAUCGCCAUAGUGAUAGACAUGCUCGAUUGAGUCCACCACAAUAUACUUCGUACUCUUGGUCACCCACUCGGUUUAAAAGGAUUCCUAAGAGUGGAAGUAACUGUAUUUUAAAAUACGCUGAUGUCCCUCCAAAGACACCAACGAAAAAUUAAAGACUUUUCAUAAAAUUCAUGCAUACUACUUUGACAUGACCUUGAGAUUUUUUCGUACUGUGUUUUACACCUCCACAUCUAAUAAUGCCGUGUACAAUCAGCCGAACUAAAAAGCUGAUAUUUUUGAUAAGUAUUGUAUUCUUUGGUUUAAACACAAUCCAAAAACCAAUACAAUCUUCAAAUUGUAUAUGUGUAUAUUUUUUCAGUGUAUUCAUGCCUUCACAUCUGAUAAAGCUAUAAAAGCAGCAAGUGACACCAAAAGCUAAUAUUUUUUGAAAAAACCAUAAUCUUUUUCGGUCCGCCAUAUAUACAUUGACUUGGCGGGCUUAAAAGUUCUUAGAUCGCCUCAUUUUAAAUUGAAAUUGUUCAAAUGUAUAAACUGAGCUCUUGAUGUUUUUUUUUUAUCCAAUGUACAGUUAUCAAUCUGUAGUUCUCAUGCGAGACAUUCAAUUAUUUCCCUCUGUGUUGAUGAACUAAGGCAUAUGUAUUGUACUCACUCUUUGUAUACAAUUUUGGGGGCUCCCGAAGUCUGCGAACCAAGAUGGCGGACAUCGGAAUGUAAUAUGUGUACUAGGUUAGGGUUAGGCCAUAAUUUUAGGUAUAAAUACUAUGGGAGGCU
Styela clava is the source of this 5223-nucleotide messenger RNA. The record is from RefSeq and is a predicted model, not a curated record. Lineage: Eukaryota; Metazoa; Chordata; Ascidiacea; Stolidobranchia; Styelidae.